This is a messenger RNA of Erigeron canadensis, 808 nucleotides long. RefSeq names its product GDSL esterase/lipase At5g45960-like. The coding region runs from base 1 to 708 and encodes 235 amino acids. The transcript has 4 exons. Lineage: Eukaryota; Viridiplantae; Streptophyta; Magnoliopsida; Asterales; Asteraceae. The record is from RefSeq and is a predicted model, not a curated record. Gene Ontology annotation, molecular function: hydrolase activity, acting on ester bonds.
AUGCCAACUCCUUUGCAGGGUGCACUUACAUUCUUGCAGCAACUAGACUUGUUCAAAGACUAUAAGCAAAAACUUGAUGUGGCAAUAGGAAAAGAAAAGACGAAUGAUUUGAUUACGAAUGCAUCGUACCUUAUUAGCUCUGGUACCAACGAUUUCACCUUAAACUACUACGGACCCAUACCUGUUCGCCAGUUGACUUAUCCUAACAUUUCCGGAUUUCAACAGUUCAUGUGGCAGAACAUUCAACAAUUCAUACAAGAAUUGAUGGACGAGGGUGCGAAAAAGAUAGGAUUGGUGGGUGUACCACCAAUCGGAUGCCUCCCUGCCAUGAUUACUCUUCACUCGAAGCAUCCCAUCUUAAACCGCGAAUGUAUUGAAAAUCUUAAUGCUAUAUCAAAGAUGUUCAAUCAAAUGUUACAAGAUAAUCUUGAUGGCCUUAGAAGACCAGACAUAAAGAUCAUGUAUCUGGAUAUAUACACACCUAUUUUAGACAUGGUUGAGCAAAAGACAUCAUAUGGAUUCGAAGAAGUACACAAGGGUUGUUGUGGAACUGGGUUAAUCGAAGCAGGCUUCUUCUGCAACUCCAACUCUCUGAUAUGCGAUGAUGUCUCAAAGUACAUUUUCUGGGAUUCAUUUCAUCCAACUGAAAAGGCUUACCGCAUUAUCUUCGAUUCCUUACAGUCCCAUUUGUUAGAGAAUAUAUUAUGAAUCUCAUCUCAAUCACAUAUGUUGUUCACUUAUGUCUUUCCAUUGGUUGUAUUUUCUGUUCCCGCUAGUGUGAUGUAAAUAUUUAAAAUUGAAGCAUACU